Messenger RNA from Elgaria multicarinata webbii, 1395 nucleotides. Its product is annotated as vomeronasal type-2 receptor 26-like. The coding region runs from base 1 to 1395 and encodes 464 amino acids. Lineage: Eukaryota; Metazoa; Chordata; Lepidosauria; Squamata; Anguidae. The record is from RefSeq and is a predicted model, not a curated record. Gene Ontology annotation, biological process: G protein-coupled receptor signaling pathway. Gene Ontology annotation, cellular component: plasma membrane. The transcript is spliced from 4 exons. Gene Ontology annotation, molecular function: G protein-coupled receptor activity.
AUGGAUUUCAAGCCCAACUUUGACUUUGUACACUCCUUGUUUUCUGCAACUUGUUCUUGGAGACGAAGGCCCAGUUCAUACUGGAACCUCCUGUCCUUCCUGAUCACCAUUGAUGAGAUCAAUCGGAAUCCCAGCCUGCUACCCAACAUCACCCUGGGCUACAAUGUCAAGGACAACUAUUUCGAUGCCAGAAUGACUUACGAUGCCGUGGUAGAUCUGCUCUCUCCUGGGCCGGCAAAUGUUCCGAACUACAAGUGCGGACGACAGAACAAGGUGCCGCUUUUUAUCGAAGGGGCUGACUCAGAUACCUCCAUCCACAUUUCAACUAUGUUGAGCCUCUACAAAAUCCCUCAGACAGUGCCUCAUUCCAGAUGUAGCAGGAGCUGCAGACCCGGCUACGUCAAGGUGAUCCAGGAAGGACAGCUCCGUUGCUGCUAUGACUGUGCUCCCUGCCCGGAAGGGACCAUUUCGAACGAGGAAGCAGAUGUAGACCUUUGCACUAUGUGUCCAGAAGAUCAGCAUCCAAACAGGAAUCGAGAUCAAUGCGUCCCCAAGAUUAUAAACUAUUUGUCCUAUGGAGACUAUUUGGGGAUCAUCCUGGCUUCCUCUGCCUUAUUCUUGACCAUAAUGACAGGCUUUGUCUUAGGAAUCUUCAUUAAGUUCCUAGAAACUCCCAUAGUCAAAGCCAACAACCGGGACCUCUCUUACAUCCUCCUCGUCUCCCUCCUGCUUUCCUUUCUGUCCUGCUUCCUGUUCAUUGGACAGCCCAUUCAUGUGACCUGCCUCCUCCGACAAACGACCUUCAGCAUCAUCUUCUCAGUAGCUGUUUCUUCUCUGUUGGCCAAAACAAUCACUGUGGUGCUGGCCUUCUUGGCCACACAGCCAGGAAAUAAAGUGAGGAAAUGGCUGGGGAAGAGUUUGGCCAACUCUGUGGUCAUUUCCUGUUCUAGUGUUCAAGUUGUGAUCUGCGCCAUCUGGUUGGGGACCAAUUCCCCAUUCUCAGACUCUGACAUGCACUCCCAACCUGGACAGAUCAUCCUGCAAUGCAAUGAAGGGUCUGUCAACAUGUUCUAUAGUGCCCUUGCCUACAUGGGCUUCCUGGCUGCCAUCUGCUUCAUGGUGGCCUUCCUGGCCAGGAAGCUGCCUGGGUCCUUCAACGAAGCCAAGCUGAUCACCUUCAGCAUGCUGGUCUUUUGCAGUGUUUGGGUGUCCUUUGUGCCCACCUACCUGAGCACCAAGGGGAAAUUCAUGGUCGCCGUGCAGGUCUUCUCUAUCUUGGCCUCCAGUGCUGGGCUCCUGGGCUGCAUCUUUCUUCCCAAGUGCUACAUCAUUAUACUGAGGCCUCAUCUGAAUGAAAAGGAGCAUCUCAUGAUGAAAGUGAAAGAUGGCAUAUGA